GGCGAGUUGCGUCCGUCACGUCACAGCUGUAUGGAGGAGCGCUCAGGGCCUCAGACACGCUUCACUCGAAGAAAAGUUAGAACGGGACAAACUGCAGGAAACGACCUCUGUUACGAGCUACAUAUUGUUCAUUUAACGGAUUAUCUGAACAGAAACAAAUGCUUUAAAAUAUCCCACUGUUAAACAUGAGGUUUACGAAGCUGUCUCUGUUCUGUGAAUUGGGAAUCAUAUGCCUUGUGCUGAUCAACGCAGGGUGGUGCGCCGUUUUUGAGAGGAAAGUAUGCCAGGGAACCAAUUUUAAGCUGGCUCCUCUGGGUCAUCCGGACGAUCACUACAGAGCCAUGGUGCGCAUGUACAGUAACUGUACAGUAGUGUUAGAGAACCUGGAGAUCACCUAUGUUCAGGAGUACCACGACCUGUCCUUCCUUAAGAGCAUUGAAGAAGUCCGCGGCUACGUGCUAAUUGGAGUAAACAACAUCGAUGUGAUACCCUUGGAAAACCUUCGGCUCAUUCGAGGACAUUCUCUCUUUGAGGACAGAUACGCCCUCAAUGUAUUGUUAAACAACAACAGAAAUGAGUCCUCAAAAAACACCAACGGCCUCAGAGAGCUGCGUUUGAGAAGUCUCACAGAAAUUCUUAAAGGUGGAGUUAAAAUAGUCCACAAUCCUUUUCUUUGCAAUGUGGAGACCAUACAGUGGUUGGACAUUGUGGAGCACGGCAGCUAUGUGCACGUGUCACGAGAAAUUGGUGCUCAGUGCAGACCGUGUGAUUCAGGCUGCUAUAGUGGAUCAUGUUGGGCUCCAGGACCGGAGAACUGCCAGACCUUGACGCGGCUGAGCUGUGCUGAGCAGUGCUCGCGGAGGUGUAAGGGCCCCAAACCCAUCGACUGCUGCAAUGAACAUUGCGCUGCCGGCUGCACUGGACCCCAGCCCACAGACUGCCUGGCCUGCAGAGAUUUCCAAGACGAUGGGGCAUGCAAGGACUCAUGUCCACCUCUAAUGCUGUAUGAUCCCAUUAACUACCAACUCGUUCCCAAUCCUAACGGGAAGUACAGCUUCGGAGACACCUGUGUGAAGCAGUGCCCUCAUAACUUUGUAGUGACUGAUAAUGCCUGUGUCCGAUCCUGUGGCAGUAACAUGCAAGAAGUGGAAGAAAACGGCAUCAUAACGUGCAAAAAAUGCGAAGGCUUGUGCCCAAAAGUGUGUAAUGGUCUCGGGACAGGAGAGCUUGUAAACACCAUUGCAGUCAAUGCAACCAACAUCGAUUCAUUCAUCAACUGCACUAAAAUAAACGGGCACAUUACAAUAAUGCAGAUGACUUUUAAAGGGGAUGUUCACACAAAUACUCCAAGCAUGGACCCUGCCAAACUUGACUAUUUCAAGACGGUGAAGGAAAUUUCAGGCUAUCUAUUGAUCAGAGACUGGCCAAAACACCUCAAAUCCCUCAGUGCCUUUGAGAACCUGGAGAUCAUCAGAGGAAGAACCAAACUACAAAGCACCAUCGGUUUUGCAGCUCUGAAUAUUCCUCACCUGGAGCAUCUGGGUUUGCGUUCACUGAAGGAGAUCAGUGACGGAGAUGUGGUGGUUAGGAACAAUCCUCAGCUGUGUUACACAGACGGCAGCUACUGGACGAAGCUCUUCAGAUCUGAGCAACAGCGCAUACGCACUGGAAACAACGCAGCACCGCACAUCUGUGUACAGCAGAACAGCACCUGUGACAGUAUGUGUGGAGAUGAAGGCUGUUGGGGUCCGGGGCCGUCCAUGUGUGUGUUCUGUCAGCACGUCAGCCGUAGGGGAUGCUGUGUCAGUCACUGCAACCUGCUGAACGGAGACCCUCGAGAGUACAUGUCAGAUAAUGUGUGUUUGGCUUGUGACCCACAAUGCAAGGCUCUGAACGGGACGGCAAGUUGUCAUGGGCCGGGUGCUGAUCAGUGUACAGAGUGUGCUCACUUUAAAGAUGGGACACACUGCGUGGCACAAUGUGCGCACAAAGUGCAAGGCCCUAAUAACAGACUAGUCUGGAUGUACCCAGACAAAAGCAGACAGUGCCAGCCAUGCCAUGCUAACUGUACACACGGGUGUAGUGGACCAGGACUGCAUGGCUGUGAACCGAAAGGAUCUUGCCUUUGCCCUGUGGAUCAAUCAGCAAAUGAUAACGAGCAGCUUUCGUCAUGAUGAUGCCGUUCUGAAUGGACAGGUCAUCAUUGGGGAGACCCUGCAGGUUCCAUUCUAUCAUCAUCAAAUUCUCAUCAAAUUCAGGUUCUGCAGGGAAAACCAUUGUAUACGAUGUAAAAGCUGUAAAAACAAGCUUGAAUAUAUGACUGAUUUUGGUGACACUUCACUUGAAGAGGUCAUAAACAUGAUUGACAUCAGUGCAUAAUAAUUGUCCUAAAUAUUUUUCACUUCUUCACUGGAACAAGCUAUAUUUUUCAUUCAAAUGUCUCAUUAAAGGGGUCAUUACUCUGUUGAAUCAUUUCUUUAGAGUUCCAUUAAUAUUUAAUGACAUUGAUGAAAAAUGUAGCACUGUAAUCGGAGGUAAAAAAAGUAAAUAAA
Messenger RNA from Danio rerio (zebrafish), 2552 nucleotides. NCBI's taxonomy places the organism in Eukaryota, Metazoa, Chordata, Actinopteri, Cypriniformes, Danionidae. The record is from RefSeq and is a predicted model, not a curated record.